AUGCCAUUCCUAGCUGAGGAGCACAUGAGCAUACCCGCCAAAGACAUAUUCUCAUGGUACUUCGACUCGCCACAAUUCGAUCAAGCCGAGCCACUAUACAUCGAUGCUCUGGACACUACAAGAUUCUGGACCGCGAACCAAUGUCGACAAGCAAUCCGUCAACUCUCUGCUGGCUUUCGCCAGCUGGGCUUGAAGACCGGCGAUUGCGUUUGCAUAUACGCCUUCAACUCAUUAGACUACCCGAUUCUGGCUAAUGGCAUCGUGGGCUUCGGAGGCGUCUACACUGGCUGUAAUCCAAGCUACACCGCUUACGAGCUCACACACCACUUACGAAGCUCACGCGCGGCCGUUGUGAUCGUUGAGCCAGAGCUAGUGGAGACGUGCUAUGAAGCUGCUGCGAAAGUCGGCCUACCGCGUGAGCGGAUCUUGCUGUUUGCGGAUCAAGACAGUCAUGGCUUGAAGAGCUGGCGUAGCUUGCUGGCUUGUGGUGAAGUUGAUUGGCCUAGAAUCAAUGAUCUCUCAACUGCGAAGAUGACUACUGCAGCUCUGUUGUAUAGUUCUGGAACGACUGGACUUCCCAAACCUGCCAUGCUCUCGCACCACAACUUGAUCGCACAGCAGUCAUUGUUCUGGGAGUGGAAGGCGCCCCCAUGGAAGAAGCGCCGACUGGUCGCACUACCCAUGUUCCACGCCGCCACGGCUCCGCUCAUUCACUUUGGCCCUCUGCGAUCUGGCGACAAGAUCUUCAUCUUGCGACGCUUCGAGAUCGAAAGCUUCCUGCGAAGUAUCGAGCUGCAUCAGAUCAACAUUGGUGCUUUCGUCCCACCGAUGGUCCAUAUGAUAAUGAGCUCUCCCUGGUCCAAGAAGUAUAGCAUGAAGUCGAUACGGCAGGCGCAUGCCGGCGCUGCACCGCUUGAUGCGGGUAGUCAAAGGCGGUUCAGGAGCUUGCUCGCGCCUGAGGCAUCUUUGACGCAGGCCUGGGGCAUGACUGAGACGAGUUGCACGUGUAGUGCUUUGCCUUUCGAAUAUGGGGACGAGCCGAGCGGAUCCGUUGGUCAAAUGCUACCGGGUAUGGACGUCAAGCUGGUUGACGAUGAUGACAAAGAUGUGACGGCGUUCGAUGUGCGAGGAGAGAUUUGCGUGCGCGGACCUUUGGUGGUACAAGGAUACUACUUGAACUCCGACGCAAACAAGCGUGACUGGGACGCUGAAGGAUACUUCCAUACCGGUGACAUUGCUUAUCGAGACUCCAAGAGCAAGCUGUGGUAUAUCGUUGAUCGAAAGAAAGAACUGAUCAAAGUGCGUGGCUUCCAAGUGUCGCCCAGCGAGAUUGAGGGCGCAUUGCUGGAACAUCCCGACAUCAUCGAUGCUGCUGUGAUUGGUGUGCCAGCUCGAAAGCUCUCAGAUGGAGAACAGCCGAGAGCGUACGUGACUUUGCGCCAAGGGUCAUCACUGACCGCAGACGGGAUUCGUGAGGUGGUCCGUACGCAGCUGGCGCACUACAAACAAUGUGCUGGGGGCGUGAUCGUCGGAGCGGAGAUCCCAAAGAGCCCGAGUGGCAAGAUUCUGAAGCGGUUGCUUGUGAAAAGGGCAGCAGAGGAGAUGGCUCAUGAAAACCAAGGACCCCGACUUUAG
Fulvia fulva is the source of this 1635-nucleotide messenger RNA. RefSeq names its product Phenylacetyl-CoA ligase epaB. The transcript has 3 exons. Gene Ontology annotation, biological process: secondary metabolic process. The coding region runs from base 1 to 1635 and encodes 544 amino acids. NCBI's taxonomy places the organism in Eukaryota, Fungi, Ascomycota, Dothideomycetes, Mycosphaerellales, Mycosphaerellaceae. Gene Ontology annotation, molecular function: CoA-ligase activity. The record is from RefSeq and is a predicted model, not a curated record.